AUGGAAGGUAGUAUUGUACAGUUAAAAAUAUCCUGCAACAAUGCCGAUUCUGAAUUAUACUGCAUUGCAUUCCGAAUUGCUGGUGUACAUGUAAAUGCUAAUUUAUCCUAUCGACUAAAUGAUAUGCAGUGGAAUCGAAUUGAAUUAAUUAUAUGUGUAUUACUUACAAUACUCCUUGGAGUAACACUAUUUGGUGGAAUUGCAUUGUGGAAAAUAUGUUGGAAGAAUGAAAAAAGUAAACUUGUCUCAACUAUGCAAAUGCAAUUUCUCUAUCAUAUGAAACAACAACAAGUACAUAUGCAAGAACAAAUAGCAUCAAUAAAAGCAAGUAUUGAAAGGCAUCCAAUGUUUGAAAAUGAAACUGACCAAUGUCCAACAAAUGUUGGAAUGCAGAAGAGGAAACUUUACUUUAGUGCCGAUUUCUUUGAACCUGAAUUAAUGGCUAAUCCACCAGUGUUAGCUGUGCAAUUUGUAUACGAACUACGGAAAAUGAUUGAUAUAGCUAAGGAUCGGAUUAGGAUGAAGCGACAUGUUCCAACGCUAACAACGAUCUCAGAGGAUAGCGAAAGUGAUGAAUAUCUGGAAAUACCGAGACCACCAAGUCGAAUGAAUGAACGUAUUGAUGAGCUUUCACCAAAAUCGCUAAAUUCAGUGGAUUCUGGAUGUGAUUCGAUGAGUGAUGAGGAUGUACAGAAUCAAAAAGUAUUAGCACAAAAUCAGAAACAAGAAUCAGAGCAAAUACAGAAAAAGGAUAAAAGUGGAAAGUUGAAUGAAGUUGAAUUGGAAGGAAAAAGAAAAGAAAAUGAUGAUAUACAACCGGAUCCUUGUCUUAAAAAAAUUCAGCAAUGUACAAUAAUACCAGAUAAGAUUCCUGUAUUUAGCAAUUUAAUGCCACGAUCAGUUACCAAAGUUGUACAAAUUUCCAGAAUACCUACCACAUCUUCAUCUCGUAUAACAUUGGUGACAACAUCACAACGACUUAAUCCAAAACCUCAUUUAUCUUCUGAUAUAUCCAAAACAAUUUAUAAUCAGCAAAAUGGUGCAAAUACAUUGGCGGAAAAUGCUAUUUCAUCUACAGUAUCCAAAUUAUCAAAUUUGGCAUCCGUAAAACGUGAACCACCAAAUCUGAAGCAUAUUUUAAAUAAUGUACCACCACCUUUACCGGAAACUACUCCACCAACUACACCACCAGCAUGCCGUAAUCGACUAUACAGCGGACGGCGGAAAGCCUAUGCCGUUUUUCCAAAUACUGAUUUGAUGCUUAAAAAAUCAUUGCCACGGCGAUCGAAACGACAGCAACGAUUUGGCACUGCUGCUGCAGUUGCCGUGCAAACAACAUUAUCAUUAUCAUCGCCAUCACCAGCAUCAUCAACAUCAGUGUCGCAAUCGUCACCGCAAUCAUCACCAUCAUCAUUGUCAUCAUCAUCAUCAUCAUCAUCAUCAUUAUCAUCAUCAUCAUCAUUAUCAUGUGUGUCAUCCGUUGCGUAA
Messenger RNA from Acanthocheilonema viteae, 1488 nucleotides. Lineage: Eukaryota; Metazoa; Nematoda; Chromadorea; Rhabditida; Onchocercidae. The record is from the annotation of a GenBank genome assembly.